AUGGCCUCUCGUACAACGAAAGAUCAGCUUGAAUGUCGCCUCCGCGAAAUGGAACAGAAGGUAAAAGAACAGACUGCCGAAAUUCUUUCCUUAAAUGAAACUAUCCGAGAUCUCAAAGUCGACAACCGAGAGAAGGCGGACGUCAUCAACGAGUUCACAGCAGUGUGCUCCGAGCUCCGCAAGUGUCUAGCGGAGGCUCGCCAGAGAAGUUAUGCCGAAGCCGUCUCUACUCCGAAGCCGCACGAACCGCUGACGUCGCCCCUUGCAAUCGCCAUCCAGGCACAAAAGGCUCUUCGUUUAAGGGAAGAACACUCGAAGGACCUGACUGUUGUCGCGAUUGGUGUGCCAGAAUCGCCAGAAGAGGACCUCCAAGAACAAGUGCAAAAAAUUCUCGAAGAGAAGGGCAUAUCUUCUGACGUCGUUGAGAAGGUCUAUCGACAUGGAGAACGGAAGGAAAACAAGACCCGGGUUGUCAAGAUCAAACUUCGAAACGACCACAGCCAUCGCCUCAUCAAAUUCACAAUCGGUUCAUCUUCGUUCUGCCGCUACGCCAGAAACGACCUCUCCUACGAAGAAUUGGCCGAGGACAGACGCCUGAGGAGCUAUGCGCGUGAGCUGAACCAAAAAGAAGGAAGCUACAUCUACGUCGUGCGUGAUUUGGCCAUUGUCAAGAAAAAAAACCCUACCCCAUUUACCCCAUUUGAGGAACAGGUUCAGGAGGAGAGCGGAUAUAAGACGGUUUCCAACUCCCCACAAUGA
Messenger RNA from Caenorhabditis auriculariae, 759 nucleotides. Lineage: Eukaryota; Metazoa; Nematoda; Chromadorea; Rhabditida; Rhabditidae. The record is from the annotation of a GenBank genome assembly.